AUGAAGUGCCAGAGAGUUCUAACCUACCUGAGGAUAUUUGGGACCACCAUGUUUGGAGUGUCGCUCCUGGUGGGCAUCUCCACUGCCUACAUCAUGGGCUACCAGUUCUUCACAACAUCCCACAAUCACCUGUCCUUUGGCCUAUAUGGUGCUAUCUUGGUUGUACACCUCAUCAUCCAAAGUCUAUUUGCCCUCUUAGAACACCGAAACAUGCGGCGCUCCUUAGAGACACCCAUUAAACUGAAUAAAUCCCUGGCAUUGUGCAUUGCAGCAUAUCAAGAGGAUUCAAACUACCUGAGAAAAUGUCUGGUGUCAGUCAAAAGGCUGACAUAUCCAGGGAUCAAAGUAAUCAUGGUGAUUGAUGGGAACUCAGACGAUGACACGUACAUGAUGGACAUUUUUAAAGAGGUCAUGGGUUGGGACAAAGCGGCUACGUACGUAUGGCGGAGCAAUUACCACAACAAAGGCCCCGGCGAGACGGACGAGAGCUACGUCGAAAGCCUUCAGCAAGUUUCCAAGCUUGUUUUGAACAACAAGUGUGUCUGCAUCAUGCAGAAGUGGGGAGGGAAGAGAGAAGUCAUGUAUACAGCCUUCAAAGCUCUAGGGAGGAGUGUGGACUAUGUACAGGUGUGUGACUCUGACACCAUGCUGGACCCAGCUUCUUCAGUGGAGAUGGUGAAGGUUUUAGAGGAGGAUCCUAUGGUGGGAGGCGUUGGAGGAGAUGUUCAGAUCUUGAAUAAAUAUGAGUCAUGGAUCUCAUUCCUGAGCAGUGUACGGUACUGGAUGGCCUUCAAUAUUGAGCGGGCUUGCCAGUCCUACUUUGGCUGCGUCCAGUGCAUCAGUGGGCCUUUAGGAAUGUACCGAAAUUCCCUCCUGCACGAGUUUCUCGAGGACUGGUACAAUCAGACCUUCAUGGGAUCUCAUUGCAGUUUUGGCGAUGACCGUCAUCUGACGAACAGAGUUCUCAGCCUUGGGUAUGCAACAAAAUAUACAGCGCGUUCAAAGUGCCUUACUGAGACUCCAAUUACGUAUCUGCGUUGGCUCAAUCAACAGACUCGAUGGAGUAAGUCUUAUUUUAGAGAAUGGCUUUACAACUCAAUGUGGUUUCACAAGCAUCAUCUAUGGAUGACUUAUGAGGCAGUGAUCACAGGCUUCUUCCCAUUUUUCCUCAUUGCUACUGCAAUUCAACUCUUCUUCCAGGGAAGACUCUGGAAUAUCUUGUUGUUUCUACUCAUUGUGCAAGCAGUGGCACUGAUUAAAGCAUCGUUCGCCAGCUGCCUCAGAGGCAACAUCGUCAUGGUGUUCAUGUCAUUCUAUUCAGUACUGUAUAUGUCCAGCCUGUUGCCAGCCAAAAUGUUUGCCAUAGCAACUAUCAACAAGUCCGGCUGGGGAACAUCGGGCAGGAAAACGAUAGUUGUAAACUUCAUUGGCCUGGUUCCAAUAACUGUUUGGUUCACCAUCCUCUUCAUUGGAUUUAUAUACACAAUAGUCCUACAUUAUAAAAGCAAUGUUCCAGAAAUAGAAAAGAUUGUUUUGGUUAUUGGGGCAGUUGUCUAUGCAAGUUACUGGGUCAUAUUUUUGACAUUGUAUGCUGUCCUCAUAAACAAAUGUGGGAAGAGGAAGAAGGACUCACAUUAUGAUAUGGUGCUAGACGUAUGACGCAUGAUCCAAGGAGGACAUGCACCAUUUACCACUGAACUGGAGAUUUUUUUCGUUUGUUUGUUUGUUUUUUGCUGUUUACAAAGUUUUUUCAUAUGCAAGACAACUCUAGUAGGAAGACUGGUUGAGUUCAAUCACAAUAGGAACAUAAAAGGCAGUGGCUGUAACUAUAGAAAUCAUG
Messenger RNA from Nematolebias whitei (Rio pearlfish), 1840 nucleotides. RefSeq names its product hyaluronan synthase 2 (gene has2). Gene Ontology annotation, molecular function: hyaluronan synthase activity. The transcript is spliced from 3 exons. Gene Ontology annotation, biological process: hyaluronan biosynthetic process; extracellular matrix assembly. The coding region runs from base 1 to 1659 and encodes 552 amino acids. The record is from RefSeq and is a predicted model, not a curated record. NCBI's taxonomy places the organism in Eukaryota, Metazoa, Chordata, Actinopteri, Cyprinodontiformes, Rivulidae.